UGGCGUCUCUGACAGGUCCAGUGAGUCCAGCAAAACAUCUAUGUCUUGGCCAUGUUUUACAACAGGAUUAUAAAUCCAGGUCCAUGUCUGAACCUAAGCUGCUUCGGAGACCUUUGUCCCCAAAGGGGAAGACUGAACGGGCUGGACCAAGCAGAAAAGGCCGUAAAGGUGCUCAUGAGGAAGAUACAAAAUUCAAAGGAAAACAUGGCACUGGUUUUGACCAACUUCAUUUACCUGAGAAGAGCCAAGCAAUUUGUUUGAGUUUCCCAGACUUUGGUUCUGAAAUCCAAGUUCCAGCUAAUAUUGAGAGAACCUUUAUUAUCCAUUCACACCCUAGUGGUCCUCCUAGCUUCCCAUUGCAAAAACGUCGUGUACCCUUAAGGAUGCAAAUGCCAUUUCUAGGAGAUUACCGGCUGCUUUUACGAAGAGAUUUUAUAUUGAAAGGUCUGGCUGUAGUCGCCACUCUUCAUGUCAAAUGCUUGGACGUUGAAACUACAAGGCCAAUUAUUUCUCGACUUAACUAUGAAGCACUCACGAGUGAGCUGAUUGCUAGGGAAAGGAGAGGCCCAAGAGAACUCCAUUCUAUACUGCUCUCAAAUGAAGAUCUGCCUUUUCCUGAACCACCAAGAAAAUCUGAGAGACAAAUGGAAUUAGAAAGGUUACUGGAGGAGAGACUGGCGGAGAGACUGGGAGAAAGACUGGGGGAAAUACUGGAAGAAAGACUGUCUCUCCCUGCAGAGGAAAAAGAAUUGAUUAUUGAGGAGGUAAAACAGAAAAAAAAGAAAAGAGUGACUUAUGCAGGAACGAGAUUUAUUCCAGAACUAGAACCUGAGCUGGAUUAUGAACCUGAGCUGGAUUAUGAUGACUCACUUAUCUCCGGCAUGGGAAGCGAGCCGAAAUUAAAUCUAGAAGAGGAAGAGACUGAAUCGAUGUCAGCAGCUUACAUGGCAGUACUCUCUUGCCUAAUGCAUAGAAGAACUGGGCUUAGUCUUAAGGCAUUUUUUCUGUUUCAACUUCCAGACCUCUCACCUUUGGCCGGCUUUUUGCUGUACCUCAACCUGUCAUUUAACUACUUGUACUUCUUUCCUACAGAGGUAUUUUAUCUUAAACACUUGGAAGUGCUAAAGCUCCGAAACAACCCCAUCAAAUUCAUCCCAGAAGAUAUCUGCCGAAUGAAGAAUCUUAAAUUAUUGGUUAUGUCCUUCAAUUUGCUGACUACUCUUCCAGCUGGGCUAUUUUCAUUGCCCAAUCUGCAGGGCCUCGAUGUUUCCUACAAUGAACUUGAAUCCAUCCCUAAUGAAAUUGGAAAACUCAGAAACCUAACAUAUCUGAACGUAGAAGGGAAUCUACUGUACGUCUUGCCUUGCGGGCUGCUGAAGCUCAAGCUGAGCUGCCUUAAGGUGGAAAACAACUUCUUGCACACCUACUUCUGGGAUGAAAUCUGCCGCCUUGAGCCACAACGACUCACUGACAUGGCCGCCUUUUGUUUUGCCAAACACAACCUUUGGAGAGUGUAUCGCAAGAUCCCAAGGGACAUUCACGAGAUAUUGCUCAACUUUAAAGCCUGCGAUUGCUGCACGGGACCCUUGUAUGGAAAAGGCCUUCAGUUCCCUCGCAUUUUUAGGAAUGUCUAUGGGCUUAGGCUUCCUUAUCUUUUUAGUGCCUGCUCGCCAACCUGCUAUUCAAAUUAUGUUGCUGAAGCUGUUGCAGCUGCUGAAGCUGCUGCAGCUGCUGAAGCUACAGAUGCUGCAGCUUCAGCGUAA
Messenger RNA from Podarcis muralis (Common wall lizard), 1763 nucleotides. It is a transcript of the gene LRRC63, whose product is annotated as leucine rich repeat containing 63. Gene Ontology annotation, molecular function: protein binding. The record is from RefSeq and is a predicted model, not a curated record. Gene Ontology annotation, cellular component: cytoplasm. NCBI's taxonomy places the organism in Eukaryota, Metazoa, Chordata, Lepidosauria, Squamata, Lacertidae.